Messenger RNA from Protopolystoma xenopodis, 741 nucleotides. The record is from the annotation of a GenBank genome assembly. Lineage: Eukaryota; Metazoa; Platyhelminthes; Monogenea; Polystomatidea; Polystomatidae.
AUGCUGUUGUUCGCCGACCUCACUGAAGAAGUAAAUGAGCUCUGCUUGAAAUUGGUUUUCCGCCGGCAUGAACACAAUCUCCCACUUCGUCAGCUCACUGAAGUUUCCAUCCUCACUGGUCCGAAUGGCCAAGGUGAUUCUUUAAGCUUUGGACGUCAGAGGCCCUCUUCAAGCAGCCUGGCGGAGACAGAAUUAGUCAGCAAUCGUGCUGCUACAGGAUCCAUGGCGUCUGGGCAGGCUAAAUUAUCAGAACACUCUGUUGCCAAUGGGCGAUUUAAAUGUCUGCGGACCGACGAGGAUGGUGUCUUUACGUCUGAUUCUGGGACCUCUAGCCACUUCUCUGGCGCAUCAGACAAGAAGUCAGCAGUAAGAUCUGCCUUAAGAGUACCUGAGACGCAACAAGGGAUCAACUCAAAUUCGAAAAUGUUAACUUACAGUGGCAAGAAGCGUAGACCACGACGACAUACUAAAGACCCCCAAAAGUUUAGAGACAAUGGUGGAGAUCAAGGAGAAACUAUUCCAAAUUUCGGAAGAAAAUUGAAAAGAGAGGGCAAACUUCGCCAAGCAGCUAGUCGAGAGCGACCAAACGGCGAAGUAGGCGCUGCCAUGCAGAGGGAAGCAAAACUGAGUGUAUGUCAAAAUAAUGUGAUUCUCCUACUUUUAAUUAGUGUGCGGGAGAAAAUAUUAGAUUUGAAUGAAAAACGGAUGAAAUUGACAGCAUGUAUCUUCAUCCUGGCCUAA